Carassius auratus (goldfish) is the source of this 3628-nucleotide messenger RNA. Its product is annotated as nuclear protein localization protein 4 homolog. Gene Ontology annotation, molecular function: ubiquitin protein ligase binding; ubiquitin binding. Gene Ontology annotation, cellular component: nucleus. The transcript is spliced from 17 exons. Lineage: Eukaryota; Metazoa; Chordata; Actinopteri; Cypriniformes; Cyprinidae. Bases 149 to 2026 code for a protein of 625 amino acids. The record is from RefSeq and is a predicted model, not a curated record. Gene Ontology annotation, biological process: ubiquitin-dependent protein catabolic process.
AUAGCCCGGAUUCAUAUAGAUGUAGCACCGGCUCUAUGAGUUUGGCAUCGCUGCAUAGUUCGGAGCAGAUCAUAUAAACAGACAGCGAUACUAAAACACGUCAACUCUCAUUUCAGCGACAUCAAGAGGGACGGUUCAUCCCAUCAACAUGGCGGAAAACAUAAUUGUCCGCGUCCAGUCUCCAGAUGGAAUGAAAAAAAUCACCUUAACAAAGCGUGAGACUGCUGCAGCGUUCCUCAAGAAGGUUGCCAAAGAGUUUGGCUUCAGUUCAAAUGGUUUCUCCGUUUACCUGAACCGGAACAAGACUGGAGAGAUCCUGUCACAGAACAAGACCCUCAGUCUGCUGAAAAUCAAGCACGGCGACAUGCUCUUUCUUUACCCAUCCUCAGCUGGACCCUCCAGUGAGAACAUGGACACAGCUCAGCCUCACACCUCUUCUUCCUACCCUUCCUUCCCUUCAUCCUCUUCUUCAUCAUCUUCCUUAUCCCGUUCACACUCUGCACCACAGAUCCAAGAGGACGAGAUUGACCAGUAUCUGUCCAAACAAGAGGGAAAGAUCUACAGAAACCAAGACCCCCAGCUGUGCCGGCACGGUCCCAUGGGGAAAUGUGUGCACUGCGUACCUUUAGAGCCUUUUGAUGAAGACUAUCUGAACCACCUCGACCCACCGGUCAAGCACAUGUCCUUCCACGCCUACAUCCGGAAACUCACCGGCGGGGCAGACAAGGGGAAGUUUGUGGCGCUUGAGAAUAUCAGCUGUAAGAUUAAAUCUGGCUGUGAGGGGCAUCCGCCCUGGCCAGAGGGCAUCUGUACCAAGUGCCAACCCAGCGCCAUCACUCUCAACAGACAGAAAUAUCGACAUGUGGACAACAUCAUGUUUGAGAAUCACACCAUCGCGGACCGUUUCCUCGACUUCUGGAGGAAGACGGGGAACCAGCGGAUGGGGUACCUGUAUGGACGCUACACCGAGCACAAAGACAUCCCUCUCGGCAUUCGAGCAGAGGUUGCCGCCAUCUAUGAACCUCCUCAGAUUGGAACCCAGAACAGCUUGGAGUUGAUUGAAGAUCCCAAGGCAGAAGCAGUUGAGGAGAUUGCUGCAAAACUAGGCCUGCGGAAGGUGGGGUGGAUUUUCACGGAUCUUCUGUCAGAGGACACUAGGAUAGGCACAGUCCGCUACACCAGAAACAAGGAUUCAUACUUCCUGAGUGCAGAAGAGUGCAUCACAGCUGGACACUUCCAGAACCAACAUGCCAACGCAUGUCGGCUUUCCCCGGACGGCCAUUUUGGAUCCAAGUUUGUCACGGUAGUAGCAACAGGUGGUCCAGAUAACCAGGUGCACUUUGAAGGGUAUCAAGUGUCCAAUCAGUGCAUGGCUCUGGUGAGGGAUGAAUGUCUACUGCCCUGCAGAGAUGUGCCUGAACUGGGCUAUGCCAAAGAGUCCAGCACAGAACAAUACAUCCCUGAUGUCUUCUACAAGGACAAAGACAAAUUCGGCAAUGACAUCACGUAUUUAGCACGACCACUGCCAGUGGAGUACUUGAUCAUUGACAUCACCACCACUUUCCCAAAGGACCCCGUGUUCACUUUCUCCUCUACUCUUCGCUUCCCCAUCGAAAACCGAGAAGCACUGGGAGAGAUGCAGGACUUCCACAGUUUAGCAACAUAUCUUUCCCAGUGUUUUUCCUCCUCCUCCUCCUUCCUGGACAUCGUCUCAGACUUCCAUCUGCUUCUCUUUCUUGUCACCAAUGAGGUCAUGCCUUUACAGGACAGCAUUGCGCUUCUGCUGGAUGCAGUGAAGACAUCCAAUGAGGAGCUGGCUCAAACCUGGAAGAAAUCUGAGCAGUGGGCCACAAUCGAGCAGCUCUGCAGCACAGUUGGAGCGCAGCCGUCGGGAUCUCUGGAUUAUGCCAUGGGCGGCCCAACUCUCCCCCAGUCCUCUUCAGCUGUGUGGUCCUGCCUCCACUGCACAUUCAUGAACCAGCCUGGCACUGAGCACUGCGAGAUGUGCAGUUUGCCCCGCAGCUAAAACCCCAUGAAUCCGGGCUGCACCGUGCAUCCCACCGGGAACAGCAGUGAGAGUGGGCGUGCUUCCCUGUGUUCCUGCCGUUUUAGUAUGCCUAAUCCUUAACUCCUCGCCUCCCUCACUGACUGUGUCGCAUCUAAAUGCCGAUGGCAGCCGCGUGCCCGACUAUGCGCCUGAUCCAACGCUGUGAGCUGCAUCAUUUUGAUGAUGCUGAUGGCCGAAGAUGAUGGGUUGUACCCAUGUAGCACUCUCUGUGUGAGCCCAGUGCAUUCUGGGACUUUUAUUUAGACAAGCACUUGGCUCCUUCCACCCUCCUCCUCUCCCUCCGUGGUCCAAACUAACCUUUCAGCUCCAUUGGUGAAACAUCUGAUGUUAAACGUCUUUUCCCCAACUGUCACUGAAGAUGUGUAAAUAAUAAACAGAAGGAAUAAUACAGUUAUUUAAUUUCAAAAGAUUUUAUAUGUUAUAGUAAACAUGCAGCAGAAGGGGCUUUGUGGUUUGCAGCACUGAUCAUGGUUUCUUAGGUCAUCAACCGUAGUUUAAAACCCUAUCUUCUCCGAACAAGCAUGCUUGCUUUUAUUUUCUUCCAUUUAUUUUUCAAAACACUUUAUUUUGAUUGAAUUCUCAUCAAUGCUUGAUUAGAUUGAAGUCGAAUGGUAGCUUUGGCUGCAUAGGUUCCUUUUCCUCAAGAUUGUAAUUGACUGUUGACUUCUGAAAGCUUAAGAAGCUAUGCUUUGAAUGUGGAUUGGUUUACGUUUGCUUUGCAAAAACUGUAGCCACUCAACUUUGGUGCAUGUACUCUUUUACGCACCAUUUCACUGUCAUCACCCUUUCAAUGCUAAUUUCCUCUUCCGUCCCCAUGGCGCUUGUCCAGAUUUCAGUUGUGGAGAUUUUUUUUCCACCGUUCAGCCCUUGAGGAGCCUGUACUGUUGCACCUUCAAAGGGUUCUGUCAGGGCCGUCUUUGAACACACUUUCUCACUUGCCGGCUCCACAUCUGGUGAUGAUCAUGAGAGAUUGAUUGAUUGAUUGAUUGACUGAUAGAGAAGAACAGCGCUACAAAUAUAAAAGCAAAAGUCUAAACUUAUUCAACUUGAUUGACAUCUUUGCUUUGGACUUUUUUUUUAAUCCAGCCUCAGAUCUUCUACACUGGUCUGUGUAGUUCAGCAGAUAGAUUUUACUGGCUGGAAACAGGGUUAAAUUGUCUUCUGACAGCCAUUUUCACUUGGCCACGAAUCAAUGUUUUAGAAACCAGCCCAAAGACAUCUCUUAAAUAUGCAUUCAGGAGAAUUUCAGCCCUCUGAAAUGAUCUAGAUGUUUACAUUUUGUGGUAUAUUUUGUAGUUUCUUCAAUUUUCUUAAUUCUCAUACUCGUAAUUUCCAACACUCUUAAAAUUUAGUCAAUUGGUUCAUUUAAAUGGGAACAACACAUCAUCAUUAUCCAGAGAUUGAAAUCUGAUUUCUGCUUUAAGAGGUUUGAGGUACAGAUAGCUGCGUUUAGGCCCCAUUGUCACAAAACACAGGUGGCCCUGAGUUGUAUGCUUUCAGUUGGUUUUGGGGUUUUAAAUACAAGACAAAAGUUCAACAAUAAAACCAAUUACUUUCAAA